UUUCAUCUCCUUGGUGCUCCAAAAGUUGACGAGUUUCUGCAGAUUGGAAGGAAUCCAAAGAAACAAAUCAAAAACAUUUAUUCUGGUGGCAACUGGCAUGAGUUUCCUGCUGAAAUAUCUAGAAGCAGCUUUUUUUUCCAAGGCUUUCUAGAGCAGAAUAGGAUUGCAUGCUUCAAUAAUCAUAGAUUCUGUAUUUAUAAUAAUGGCAGCUCAGCAUUUCCCUGUUUACGUGCAGGAGGGGUCUGUAGUAGGAACUUAAAAUGCUUUGCUGAUAUAUUGCAACUACUUUCCAACCUAUUUCCUCUAGAUAAUAAGUAAAUUGUAUUUUUUUUUAGGUGCAGUUCUCUAGAAAUAAAAAGAUGAAGAGGAAUUUCACUGACAGUUCUUUGAUGCGUAGGACAGCAGGCUGCCUUCCAGUCCCGCUCUUCAACCAGAAAAAAAGGACCAAACAGCCACUCACAUCAAAUCCGCUUAAAAAUGAGCCGAGUAGUAACAAUUCAGCUGAUCAUUUCAAUUUCUCUGCCAUGCUAGCAGAUUUCGGAUGGGAAACAGAGAAGCCAGAACCGGUUCAACUGCAGAAAACAGUAGGCGCUGACCCGACAGAGCUUCCUAUUCCAUCUUCUUUGUUAAGGCAGCAACACGCAUCAAAGCCUACAAUGCUUCACGCAGGAAGCAACUUGAAUAACCGGAGGCCAGAGGAAAGAAAUGCCGGUAUUAGUGUUUGGAAAAGAAAUGACUUUCCAGUUUUUGGCAAUAGAACAGAAAACAAAAAGCUUUCUCAGCCUGAAGACAGUCCCAGUUGUUUGAUGAAGCCUGGAUCCAGGUACCAGAAAUCAGCUGGCCUGCCAAAGGCACCAGAGAGAAGCCGAACAGAAGCAGAAGAAGAAUGGGAUUCGGCUGUUUCCCAGUGGCCUGCAGCACCAACCGCCGUGCUGAGGAAUCCUCAGGCUCAGGGUGCCUCAUAUACAUUUAAACACAGCCUUUCCCAGCAAAACAUGAACAAGGAAAAGGCUGACCAUUUGCAAAGCAACAAAAUGAUUCAGAAAAAGCCAGCAUACCACCCUAAAGUGAAGGAAAAAGAGAAUUCUCUCAGAAUUUUAUCUGCUGUCAUUGAAAGCAUGAAGCACUGGAGUCAGUAUUCUGAUAAAACUGCUCUGUUGUUUGAGGUCCUGGGUGUUCUGGAUUCUGCUGUUACCCCUGGAUUGUUUGGGGCAAAGACCUUCCUCCUGAGAGAUGGAAAAGAGAGCGUGUCAUGUGUAUUCUAUGAGAUUGACCGGGAGCUACCGAGAUUAAUCAGAGGUCGAGUCCACAGAUGCAUGGGAAACUAUGACUCAAAACAGAAGGUCUUCAAGUGUGUUUCUGUGAGGCCUGCAACAGCUGCUGAACAGAAAACUUUCCAGGGUUUUGUCAAAGCCACUGAUAUGGAGAUGAGCAGAUAUGUGAAAACAAGCAAUGAAGCUUAAAUAUUUCUGAUGCAGCUCAAAAUAUUUGAAGAAAACAGGUCA
This is a messenger RNA of Candoia aspera, 1505 nucleotides long. RefSeq names its product spermatogenesis associated 22 (gene SPATA22). The record is from RefSeq and is a predicted model, not a curated record. The coding region runs from base 360 to 1463 and encodes 367 amino acids. NCBI's taxonomy places the organism in Eukaryota, Metazoa, Chordata, Lepidosauria, Squamata, Candoiidae. Gene Ontology annotation, biological process: homologous chromosome pairing at meiosis; regulation of meiotic cell cycle; meiotic DNA repair synthesis. The transcript is spliced from 8 exons.